Molecule: messenger RNA, 1533 nt
Organism: Paraglomus occultum
Lineage: Eukaryota; Fungi; Glomeromycota; Glomeromycetes; Paraglomerales; Paraglomeraceae
Source: the annotation of a GenBank genome assembly
AUGGCACGAUCAAGGUCUACAUACGACAGCAUCAAGGACGAAGAGUCCGAGACCUUGCUAGAUUUAAAGGUUCAUACGCGACGUCAGAAUCGAAAAGGAGUCUUUCUCAUUCUGCUAUCAGCCCUAGUUGCCGCAACCGUUUUCAUUCUCGCCAACUCAACGGCAAAGGUCUCGACAGCGAGUCCCAAAAAAAAUGUAAUCCUCAUGAUCUCUGAUGGAUUUGGUCCUGCAUCACAAACGUUCGCUCGCUCUUAUUACCAAUACAUAAACAAACUUCCCUACAACUAUACCACUCCUCUCGAUGAGAUACUUGUCGGAUCCUCUAGGACUAGGUCGUCAAACAGCUUGGUUACUGAUUCGGCUGCUGGUGCUACGGCUUUCGCAUGCGCUUUGAAAUCAUAUAAUGCAGCCAUUGCAGUCGAUCCAUCAAAGGCUCCUUGCGGCACUGUACUUGAAGCAGCGAAACAUUUGGGAUACACCACGGGCCUUGUAGUAACAUCUCGCAUAACUCACGCCACUCCAGCUUGUUUCUCGUCUCAUGUUGUACAUCGUGACCUCGAACACAUCAUCGCUCGCCAUCAAAUCGGUGACUACGUUCUCGGCCGUCAAGUCGACCUUCUCUUGGGCGGCGGACGUUGCUUCUUCCUUCCUCAAAACGUCGCCGGUAGUUGUCGCCCGGAUGAUGUAGAUGUUUUGGAGAUGGCAGACAAUAAUGGGUUCUCGUACAUACAGAGUCGGAAGGAGUUUGAUAAGCUUAAACCGAAACAAAAGCUGCCGCUAUUGGGCUUGUUCACCCUGGAUCAUAUGAGCUAUGAAAUUGAUCGAGAUAGUAAACUUGAACCGUCUUUGGCAGAGAUGACGGCAAAGACCCUUAAGAUAUUGACUCAUGCUACCAAGAGUAGCGACCAAGGGUUUUUCUUAAUGAUUGAAGGAAGUCGAAUCGAUUAUGUCAAAUCACAUCCGGGCACUAUAAUGAUCUCAGUAUCUGAUCACGAGACAGGUGGUCUUUCUCUAGCGCGACAAAAUACUGAAGCUUACCCCGAGUACCGCUGGAUCCCCGAAGUCAUCAAACGAGUCAAACAAUCCGCUUACAUUCUCUCGACUGAACUUCUUGCCUACGAAGGCAAUGACAAAGAGAGAUUCAUCAGGGAGAAGAUCCUGUUUGGCGGAUUAGGGAUUGAAAAUCCAACUGAAGAAGAAAUAAAAUGGCUGAUGGAAAGUAAUGUACAGCUUGCGAUUGAAUUUUAUCUGGGUACUAUGGUCAGCAAACGCGCGGAAAUUGGUUGGGCCACGCAUGGACAUUCCGGGUUGGACGUUAAUUUGUAUGCCUAUGGAGCAGGAACCGAAUCUUUACGUGGAAAUGUUGAGAAUACCAAUAUUGGCGAUUUCAUUAGCCAGUAUCUUGGGCUGAAUCUUCAAAAGAUUACACACCAACUUAACCAGAACAACGCUUCCUUUCAUAUGGUUGAUGAAGUAACUUUGGACAGUCUAAUUGCUAGUGAUAUAAUGCACUAUCACCAUCAUCAUCAUUGA